UCAAUGAUUUGCCCACUUUCGUACCUCAGUUUGCCAAUCCAUUUCCUUCCCAUUUCAGCUUUCGUUUUUUCCUCUUUUGUUCUCUUACUCUCUAUUCUUUUCUCUUUUUCCCCCUAUCCCUACUCUCCGCCUGCCACAAGCAGCUAUGAACACAGACUCUUCAAAGCUUUUGGAACUUGAGGUUAGUUUUCGUUUCUUUCAUUCAUUUCUAUUUUUGCCGAUUUCAUCGUCAUUUCGACUACUGUAGCUGAUACUUUCAUGGCUAUUAAUUUGGCUAUUCAAAUUUCUGAGAAUUUGCUUUCAACUAUGAAGAUAAUAGAACCAGAGUAAAUAAUUAUCAUGGUGAUCAUGGAAGACUCGAUCCUCUACUUACUCUUUUCCUUUCUCAUCCUCUUCUUUGUUGUUAAAAUUUUCCGAUCAAGAUUCUACCACAGAAACCUCCCUCCAAGCCCACCUGCACUUCCGGUUAUUGGCCACCUCCAUCUCGUAAAACCACCCAUGCAUCGCACUCUCCAAAGUCUGUCUCUAAAGUACGGCCCCAUUUUCUCCCUCCGCUUUGGACGCCGCCUCAUUGUUGUCAUCUCAUCAUCAUCUGCUGUUGAAGAAUGCUUCACCAAGAACGACAUCAUUUUAGCCAACCGUCCACUAUCUCUAGUGGGCAAGUACAUAUGUUAUAACAACACUACCAUUUCUCAGUCCUCCUACGGCGACCACUGGCGCAACCUCCGCCGUAUUGCAGCAAUUGAGAUCUUCUCCACUCAUCGACUAAACAUGUUUCUGGGUAUCCGAAAAGAAGAAAUCAAGCGAUUAAUCACAAAGCUAUCGGACGAGUCACUGCAAGAUUUUACCAAGUUUGAGUUAAAAUCAAUGUUUAAAGAGCUAGCGUUUAACGUUAUGGUAAGAAUGAUUGCAGGGAAGACGUAUUAUGGAGAAGAUGUAAGUGAUGACGAAGAGGCAAGACAAUUCAGGGAGAUAACAGGUGAGAUAGUUUCUAAUGCAGGAGCAGCAAAUCGAGGGGAUUACUUUCCAAUCUUGAAUUGGAUUGAUGGUGGUAGGUUUGAAAAGAAGUUAAUGAGACUUGGGAAAAGGACUGAUGAAUUGUUGCAACGUUUGAUUGAUGAACAUCGGCGCAAGAAGGAGGAGAAUUCAGAGAGUAUGAACACCAUGAUUGAUCAUCUUCUUUCUUUGCAAGAAUCAGAUCCUGACUAUUACACGGAUGAGAUUAUCAAAGGGCUCGUAUUGAACUUGCUAUUUGCGGGAUCGGACACAUCAGCGGUGACAUUAGAAUGGGCAAUGUCCAAUCUACUCAACUAUCCAGACACACUUAAGAAGGCUAGAGAUGAAAUAGACAAUCAAGUGGGCCAAGAAUGCUUACUAGAUGAACUUCAUCUUUCUUCAUUACCAUACCUUCAAAAUAUCAUCUUCGAGACUCUAAGAUUGUAUCCAGCAGCCCCACUUCUCCUCCCUCACGUCUCAUCUAAUAAUUGCAGUAUUGGAGGAUACGACUUGCCACGUGACGUAAUGCUGCUGGUAAAUGCAUGGGCCAUGCAUAGAGAUCCGUCGCUUUGGGAUGAUCCGUUGAGUUUUAAGCCUGAGAGGUUUGAUGAAGAAGGUGACAGUAAUGGCUUUAAGUUUAUAGCAUUUGGAUUGGGAAGAAGGGCUUGUCCAGGUGCGGUUCUGGCUCAUCGUCUGCUGGGUUCAACUUUGGGGACGUUGAUUCAAUGCUUUGAGUGGAAGAGGGUCGCUGAUGAGGAGAUUGAUAUGUUAGAAGGCAAAGGGCUUACCAUGCCUAAGGUUGAGCCGCUUGAGGCUUUAUGCAAAGCACGCCCGAUCAUGAACAAGAAUCUCUCUUGAUACUGUGUCAUUACAUUGUGAUAUAUAAGUGAAUUUUCUAAAAAAUUUAGGAACUUAAUAGUAAUUCUUCUUGAAAAUAAUAAAACAAUUAUUUAAAGAC
Molecule: messenger RNA, 1954 nt
Organism: Manihot esculenta (cassava)
Lineage: Eukaryota; Viridiplantae; Streptophyta; Magnoliopsida; Malpighiales; Euphorbiaceae
Product: cytochrome P450 81Q32
Exons: 3
Coding region: 340-1854 (504 amino acids)
Molecular function (GO): iron ion binding; oxidoreductase activity, acting on paired donors, with incorporation or reduction of molecular oxygen; heme binding
Source: RefSeq, a predicted model, not a curated record